Molecule: messenger RNA, 709 nt
Organism: Kickxella alabastrina
Lineage: Eukaryota; Fungi; Kickxellomycota; Kickxellomycetes; Kickxellales; Kickxellaceae
Exons: 1
Coding region: 103-549 (148 amino acids)
Source: RefSeq, a predicted model, not a curated record
GUUCCAUCGCGCGACACUGGGCAAUUGCAGCGAGUACACUGGCGACUACGGCUGCGCGGUGACACCGGCGCGUGUGCGAGAAUUCCAGAAGAGCGUCUUGGUAUGCUGGCAGACUGCCUGCAUGGCAGCGCGGCUCUUCGUGAUCAGAUCGACCUUUUGGCGAUAGAAACCAUUCCAUCGGCCGCCGAGGCCAGUGCAGUUGCCGAUGCACUCGAGGCCCUGCAUGGCCGCGGCACCAGGCUUCCGCCCGCGUGGAUAUCGUUCACAUCAAGCACCGCUGACCGCAUUGGGUGUGGCGACACAAUUGAAGACGCCGUCAAGGCCAUUUCCAAUUGCCCCCGUGUGUGUGCUAUCGCAUCAACUGCGUCCCACUGGGCGUUGUUGGCGGGCUGCUGGCUGGGAUCCAGCGCGCAACGCAAAAGCCAAUUGUCUGUUAUCCUAACGGCCAGCCGUGGUCGGACGCUAACGGCGGCUGGCACGCAGACGGCGGCCUGGUUUCAGCAGCUCAUUUUGCCUGCGAGGCGGCCGAGUGGGUCCGCUGUGGUGUGAGCAUUGUUGGCGGCUGCUGCAGAACCACGGCUGAGAACACCCGAGCGCUGGUCGAGCAGAUGCUGGAGUUGCGCCACGAGUGAAUGGCACAUGUGGCUGCAAUAAUAUUUGCGGAGAUGCACGCCUUUGUGGCCAAUGCGAUCGCGGCAUGCCGGCACCC